Messenger RNA from Labrus mixtus (cuckoo wrasse), 2056 nucleotides. Its product is annotated as interleukin-18 receptor 1-like. The transcript has 10 exons. The record is from RefSeq and is a predicted model, not a curated record. Bases 3 to 1604 code for a protein of 533 amino acids. NCBI's taxonomy places the organism in Eukaryota, Metazoa, Chordata, Actinopteri, Labriformes, Labridae. Gene Ontology annotation, molecular function: interleukin-1 receptor activity. Gene Ontology annotation, biological process: signal transduction.
UCAUGACGAUGAAAAUACUUCCAGUCCAUCUGGUUUUCCUCCUAACAUUUCUGACAGGUGUGUUUUCAUUGAGUCACACAGCGGUUCAUAUCAAGGCAGGCGAGAUGGUGGCCCUGUUGUGCCCACAUCAUAAAGGGUCUAAUGAUGCUGAGCUGAUCUGGACCAGUCACACUGCCCAGGAGACUCUUCUGAUCAGCAGCAUUUCAUCUGCAGAGCAGAGGCAGAUGGGUCUGCUGGUUCAUGGGAGGAAUCUUGUGAUUCUCGGUGCAUCUGUAAACCAUCAGGGGAAUUACUCAUGCUCUCAGGGGAAUGCCAGCAGUGAGUUCAUGCUCACAGUUUACACGGAGCAGAGCAGAGAGUAUGAAGAGCAGACCACGUACUCAACAACAUGUUUCACACAAGAGUCCUGCAUGUUGAAUUGCCCUGAUGUAAAUAUCCCUGAUGUAAAUACUCCAAACAUGACCACCAACGACAUCAUAUGGCACAAGAAAGGAGAGCCAUUUCCAAUCGACGGUUACUUUUUAAGUGUGGAAAAGAACAACCAUGGCAACUACACCUGUACUAGAUCUUACCUGUACGAUCAGCAAUCAUAUAACAGGACCUUUACAGUGAUCCUUGACGUCAAACCCAAAAUAAUUCAGAAAUCUUCUACGAUCAAUUCCCCCCUCCAGGAUGAGGUAUUUCAUGUAGAUUUGGGCUCACCUGCGGUCAUUUCUUGUAUAGCUGUGGCAUUUUCGGACUCAGAUUCUCUGUACUGGUUGAGCGGAAACUCGAUGUUGAAAAAAGAUGAAAGCUUAACAGUUUUCUACAAUGAAACGAGAGAAAACAUAGAUGACGAAAUACACAUUACAGCAUCUCUAGUCAUCAAGAGCGUGACUGAGGAGGAUCUAUCAAUACAUUACACCUGUAAACUGGAUUCUGACGACACACCCUCAUACGUCAUCAUCACACUGGCCCAAAAAGCUCGCCCCUCUUACAUUUCCUUGGCUGUUGGCAGUGUCUGCAUUAUAGUGGUGAUGCUUUUGACUACAGCUGUCUACGUAAAGUUCAAAAUUCACAUCACUCUUUUCCUGCGAGAUGCUCUUGGCUGCCUCAGCAGCGCCUCAGAUGGACAAAGCUAUGACGCCUUUUUGAUGUGUUAUAAGAGCGACGCGGAUGGACUGAGUGAAGACGACAGAGAAUGUCUGAAGAGUGUUUUGGAGGAGAGAUUUGGUUACAAUCUCUGUCUGUAUGACCGUGACAUCUUACCAGGGAAAGCUGUAGCAGAAGCUGUGUUGGACUGUAUAGAGCAGAGCCGGGCGGUGGUUCUGGUUCCCACCUCUUUAGAUCCUGGUCUAGGAUCUGGUCUGCUGAGUGUCAUCCAUUCAGCCCUUGUUGAGAAAAAGACUCGCUUAGUUUUCAUCAAAACUGAGUCAACCGAAGUGUCAAAGUCAGGUUCAGUACCGGAGGCAUUACAGCUUCUAAGUGAGGCUGGAAACUGUGUCACCUGGAAAGGAAAACGUUCCCUGACGCCCUCCUCCUCCUUCUUCUGGAAGCAGCUACGCUAUCACCUACCUGCCCCGCAACAUGUGCCAAAAAUAAGGCUUUUAACUCAGACAGUCUAAAGCAGUGUGUUCACACAUGCUCUCUUGAAAUGUUCAGACAGCCUGCUUGUUCACACAUACAAGUUUUGUAUGAACUUAUAAAACCAAAAACAUGUUUUUUAUAACUGCAUUAAUCAGUAAUUGUUUUUCAAUAAAAGCAGCAAGGAUAUAGACGAGAAUGAGAUAGCCUUUUAGCCAAUUUCAGCUUUUGUUUUGAUUUACUAGCACAAUUAUGCAUAUUUCCUUUAUAUUGGUUUCUGCUGUUUACAGCAAAAAGGCCACUAGUUAAACAACUGUAUGCUUCCUGUCGCACUGACGCACAAAGUCACUGAGUAGAAAAUGUUCAUGUUAUAAAAUAAUCAGGUAGUUUGUGGACACCUUGCCAAAUCAAAAUGCAAUUGAAUGUUGAACAUAAACUUGUCCGGUCAUUACAUACCCGACUCUCAAUGAAAAGUAAAAAGUUGCUUCAUGUC